AUCGCGUUUAUACGCUGCAAGACACGAUUCCGACCCCAACCCUACGAACUUUCCGGCAUCGAAAAUGGUCAAGAUUUACAAGGGAGGCAAAGUUGCCGUUGUUCUUUCGGGUCGACAUGCAGGCAAAAAAGUUGUAGUCAUCAAGCAAUCUGACGAGGGAACAAAAGAUCGACCUUAUCCUCACUGCAUUGUUGCUGGUAUCGAGAGAUACCCCCUCAAAGUCACUCGAGGUAUGGGUGCCAAGAAGCUUGCUAAACGAUCGAAAGUUAAACCCUUCAUCCGGGCUGUCAACUACAACCACUUGAUGCCAACCCGAUAUGCUUUGGAGUUAGAGGGAUUGAAGGGUAUUGUUACUUACGAAACAUUCAAGGAGCCCUCACAGCGGGAAGAAGCAAAGAAGGCCAUCAAGAAGAUGUUUGAGGAGAGGUACCAAGCAGGCAAAAACCGAUGGUUUUUCACCCCUCUUCGGUUCUGAAAUGUAUGCUAUUCAAUGCUCCCAACUAUGCUUUUAAUCUGCUUGCGUGUCUUGGAAAGCCCCUUGAGGGUCGAUCCUGUCGAGCGUUUUCGUACCAUGUUUGAUGACCUGAUUUCUCGGCGACCCAUUGAGCUCCAAUUAUUUCAGUAGCUUUGUGAUGGACCAAAGCUUUGAAUGUCGCACCUAUGCCUUCAUUCAUUCCAAUAGCCCUUGCUUUCUCGACUACAUCUGAAGCUUGGGUAUAAGAGAAAAAGAAUCCCUAGCUAUCCGCUUCCUAUACUAUUUACUACAUCAUGCAAAAGAUAGUUGCUACUGAAUGCUUUCAUUUAU
This is a messenger RNA of Melampsora larici-populina 98AG31, 805 nucleotides long. RefSeq lists its product as uncharacterized. Gene Ontology annotation, molecular function: structural constituent of ribosome. The transcript is spliced from 4 exons. The record is from RefSeq and is a predicted model, not a curated record. NCBI's taxonomy places the organism in Eukaryota, Fungi, Basidiomycota, Pucciniomycetes, Pucciniales, Melampsoraceae. Gene Ontology annotation, biological process: translation. Gene Ontology annotation, cellular component: ribosome; cytosolic large ribosomal subunit. The coding region runs from base 65 to 475 and encodes 136 amino acids.